AAGCGUGUGAGUCAUUUGGACUAUCCCGAUGGAAGAAGGCAAGGGUGACAGCUCGAACAAAAGUGUUAUUCGUCGCUUUUACACCCUUUUUGAUUACAACGAUAGCAUCAACACUGAAGAUGUGGAUGAUGUUGAAGAAGAGGAAAGUUAUAGCUUAACAGUGCUAUGUACAGAUGUUCCAGCUUCUCUAGAAAUCGAACUAAGGAAAUUAUUGUCCCAAAAGCUAUCAAAAAGUGCUGUGUAUUUUGGUGCUGGCAGUGUAACACAGUUUGAUGUUAGUGAUGAAGAGAAAAUCGAGACAUGGUCUUGUUAUUAUUGUAUGCUGAAAGACAAAGAAAUUAGAGAAGAUGGAGGCAAUGUGAAAUAUAUAGUUUGUUUUCUUGCUCCUGAAGCAGAAAUGUUGGAGAUAUUCACCCAAGAUUUGGAUGCUUACUGUAAAAAAUUAUCAGAGGAAAUAAGAAAUAAAACAGAUGUACUAACCACUGCCAAAAAAAUCUUGGCAAAAUGGCAUGAGACAAUAUUAGACUUUCUGUGUCGAUGUGUUCAGCUUUUACAGCAAGAUGUUAAAUUUCUUUUAUAUUGUGCAUUAAUUGAUGGUUGUUUAAAAGCUGAUGGAGGAAAAGAAUCAGUUUGUUCUGAUCUCAAAAGGUUCGUGAAAUUGUGCAAUAUGUCCAAUAUGUUUGGAGAAGAGUCUACAGGUAGUAUGGAUAUGUUGGUAGAUAUCUCAUCAGCAACCAUACCUCAGAAGUCUGUAGCUGUUACAUUCAGUAAUGAUCAACCCAUGUUUGAGAACAUUAAAUGUUCCAAAUUUUGUGAGCACUGGAGUAAAGCAAUAAACUCUGUAGAUAAUAACAGCCCUGGAGAAAUCAGACAAGCUGUAGAAGCCUUUAAAGUCAAGUAUAUACACAGUAUAAAUACAAUGAAGAGACUACUAAUGGAGGCACAAACAGAUUAUUAUGCAUAUUACAGAGCAUACAAAUUUAUCAUGAACUCAGGAAAUUCAGAAAUACUGUUGAGUUAUGCACAUUUGGAUGAGAUUGCCGAAGUGAAAGAUGUGUUUACAGAUUUGAAAAACUAUCUCUUACACAUCUAGUAACUGUAUAGACAUUUUAUUUAUUUAUAUUAAACAUUGCAAUAACUUAUGCAACUUAUUGUGACUUACCAUAGCCAUAAAUCCAUUUUUUUUUCUUUGUAACUUGUAAAUUGUCUUGGUAAAUGCUAGCGGUUAGAUUUUAUCUUGAAAAAGUACUGGAAUAUGAAAUGGUAUUUGUUCUCAAAAUUGUCUGAUUACAUUUUUAAACCCAUUACCUUGAAACUUCACCAUUACAGACAUAGUAUUUGGAAGCUACUUUUAAGAAUUAUGAUUCACUGAUAUUUUCUGGAAAAAGAAUAUGUUCUUUUUUUUUCAUUUUGCUUAUUUCGUAAUGUUUACUUGUCACACAAAUUUAGAUAUGUUGUAUCCUGUGACUAAAUGAAGGCCAAGUUCGAUUUUCACGAUUUUAGCUUUUAUUGUUGUUGAGAUGUAAUCAUUUAAGUAGUGACGCAUGAUACUUAGAUUGAUUUUGGCCUUUCCAUUUCUGUACCCUACAAAAAUUCUUUAUUUUCUUUAAAAUGAUCCUGUUUGUUGGUCCAGUUUUGCAAAUAUCAUUUUCAUGCAGGAAAAUCCAGUUUGCUGACAGCAUCUUGUUUUGCUUUUAUUUUGCAAUGUUCACUUGUCACACUUAACUGUACAUUAACGGAAAAUAAAUGUUACUAAAGUUUUUGAAGGCUGUUAGCUGUUAAAUAUGAACACUGGUUGAGUAAUUCACAACUUUCACCCAAAACCAUAGCCACUGCUUUGUUGCCUUCAAUAUAAGACAUAGGUAAGGUAGCAAUACACACACAGUUAGGAGUGUAGUUUCACAUUUUGGCCAUGGUGGUUUUUUCAAAUAUGAAAGUUAUUGUGCAAUAGAAUUCAUUUUUAGACAGCUGAUGACUAAUUUAGCCUUCAAAGUGGGUUUAUAAGAACAUCAAGAUUAUUUUUUACAUGUUUUAUGGGCUAUUUUCUGUAUGACUGUUUGUAUUUUCAUAACCAGACCGGCCAUAGGUCCAGAAAUUAUUGUAAUGUUUACAAACACUUUUUUUUCACACAAACUUUUUGACGCAAUUUUACAUGUGAUUUUUAUUUGAUCUCUUGAUAGAUAUAUGUAAACAGUUUCAGAAAAGGUAUUAUCCAAGGGAUUGAAAUUCUCCUUUGGCCAAAUUUUGGAGAAAUAUGUGACAUCUUUACCCCCCUUUUUGCAAUAUUUUAUAGCAAUUAAAUGCAGAUUGUUGCCAUGGAUACACUAAAAAGAAAUUUUAUUUAACCAAUUUGACUACUGGAAAUCAAAUCUUUGGAAGAUACUGAUUACAUACAUAUGCACAUAUAUGACACAAACAGUAGGCUUAAUUUGUAAGAAAGCAAGGAAAAGGGGAUGGUAAAAUUUAUCAGAGUAAAUUUUAAUUUUUUUCCAAACUAUAUAUUGCUACCUUAUGGCAUACUUGGAAAGCUCAGAAUAGCAUAAUUUCAGACUAUUCAUACCACAAAUCUAUUAAAAUUUAGAUUCUAAAUCAAUUUCUGAGGAAAUAAAGUGUUUUAGAAUGACAAUACAUGUCAAUUUUUAUUGUUUAUUUUCCUUAGCAACCAAAAAUAGACAUUUUGACUUGAAGCUUAUUUUUGUACUCUAUUGGCUUAAACCUUGCUACCGAAGGAUUGGGAUGUAUGUAAUAGCCAAAGGAUUGAACGCUUUGUAUUUUUAUUAUGCGAAUAUAUCAAAUUAUUAUUUUUAGCAAGGUUUCAUGUUACAUUUUGUCAAUAAAUUAAAUGUAUAGUUGUUA
This is a messenger RNA of Mytilus californianus (California mussel), 2856 nucleotides long. Its product is annotated as protein Njmu-R1-like. The transcript has 11 exons. The record is from RefSeq and is a predicted model, not a curated record. Bases 29 to 1093 code for a protein of 354 amino acids. Lineage: Eukaryota; Metazoa; Mollusca; Bivalvia; Mytilida; Mytilidae. Gene Ontology annotation, cellular component: trans-Golgi network.